AUGUCCCAAGAUCCCGGAACCUCUCAGACUGCCCAAGAGUUCAUUGCAAGCCAGCUUCAGCUCGAACAAGAAGCUCGCGAGGCACUUCCGUAUCAAUUCGACACCUGUACAAAACCUCUCGGUCCACUGAGACAGGCUAUCUUUGCUUGUCUGACAUGUAACCCUCCCUCCUCGUCCGACGACAAAUCGCGCACCUCAGCCGCCGUGUGCUACUCAUGCAGCAUCUCCUGUCAUGGCGAACAUGAACUCGUCGAGCUCUUCACCAAACGCAACUUUGUAUGCGACUGCGGUACUACCAGAGUACCGUCGGCGGCCCCAUGCACACUCCGAAUCGACGAGUCCACCAGCCAGAAGGGCAAUGUGACUGGCGAAACUCCUGCUGAGAACAACAAGUACAACCACAACUUUGCUGGCCGCUUCUGUGGAUGUGGAGAACCAUACGAUCCCGAGAAAGAGAAGGGCACCAUGUUCCAGUGCUUAGGUCUGGGUACGGUUGAAGAUGGUGGCUGCGGGGAGGACUGGUGGCAUCCCGAAUGUCUCAUGGGCUUACCGAGAGUUCAGCCAUCCGAGACUGCUCCCAAGGAAGAGAAGGAUGAAUCGAAGCAGCCUACCCAAGACCCAGAAACUACUGCACAGCCUGUUGAGGAGCAAGAAGAUGUUGACGAGGCACCUCUACCGACUGGCUUCCCUGCUGAAGAUGACUUUGAUCAUUUGAUCUGCUAUAAAUGUGUCAGCUCGUUUCCAUGGAUUAAACAAUACGCUGGCCAAGAAGGCUUCNNCCUUGGCCCUGUCUACCACAAAGAAUCCACAGAGGGAACAAGUGAGAACACGACAGCCGAGGAAACAUCAGAGGAUACAGCUCUGCCACUGCCCACCGAAGGCAAGAAGAGAAGUGCAGAAGAUGAUCUGGAAGAAACCACGUCUAAGAAGACCAAGGUAGAAUCUGAGGAUGGUGUUCAGGAGAAUGUCACAUCUGAUACUACCAACACAACUGCAGAGGACGUUCCUCUACACACCAAAUUGCCCUCGGCUCCAUCUGGAACCUUCUCCCUCUUCUUGAAGNNGGAAGACUUCCGCUCACACAUCUGCCGCUGUCCCUCCUGCUUCCCUAACCUGAAGCCCCAUCCCCAACUUCUCGAAGAGGAAGAGGCCUACGAACCUCCUGUUUCGGAAAGCGACAAUCAAGAAGCACAGAACGGACGUGGCGGCAGUGUGGGCUCAGGAAGCACAUAUGAACGUGGCGAGGCUCUGCUCAGCAACAUGGACCGCGUGAAGGCCAUCGAGGGUGUCAUGGUCUACAACCAUCUACGUGACAAGGUCAAGGCUUUCUUGCAGCCGUUCGCUGAGAGUGGUCAGGCCGUGGGGGCAGAAGAUAUCAAGGCUUAUUUCGAAAAGUUGAGGGGUGAUGAGGAAGGUAUCAGACUUGCAGGUGCUGGCGCUGGUGCUGCAGAUGAAAGUGCAGAGGGUGAUAGUAGACGUGAGCAGGGAGGUCACUAA
Aureobasidium musti is the source of this 1497-nucleotide messenger RNA. The record is from the annotation of a GenBank genome assembly. NCBI's taxonomy places the organism in Eukaryota, Fungi, Ascomycota, Dothideomycetes, Dothideales, Saccotheciaceae.